GCGCCAGGAACACCAGGAGCACCAGGCGGAACGCCAGGAGCACCAGGUGGAGUACCAGGAGCACCAGGUGGAGUACCAGGAACGACACCAGUUCCUUUACCAGCAAUACCUCCAACAAAUAGUCUAUUUGAUAAUAUACACGUAUAUGCAAUAUCAAAAGAAUAUAUCCUACUUACAUAUUAUUGUAAUAUACCUACAUCAAAUGAAUUAUGCGGUAAACUUAUAGAUUUUAGUGGUGCAACAAAAAAUAUGACAGUAUUUAAUAAUUUUAAUGGCUUAUGUACGAAUCCUAAAAUUAUCAAUAGUAAUUAUGAUGAUGGUGGAUUUUUGUAUACUUGUUAUAAACAAGAUACUGCAUCGAUAGUAUGGACAUCUUAUUCAGCACCGAGUAUUAUUGAUGGUACGAUAAAAGAAAAAUAUAGCGGGGAAGUAGGAAAUAUUACAAGAUAUGAUUUAACAUAUAUGUUCCCAACAGAAGGUAGAGGAUAUGCAAUAGUAAAUGGAUUUCUUAGUAAUACGCAAAGCACACUAUCACAGUGGGUAGUAUUGGCAAAUUUCAUAACAAAUGAUGGACAAACUAAAGGAACUUUUGUUAUUUUUUCACAAUCUACUGAAACGAGUGCAAUCAAAAGUAUACCAAGGUGUAAUAUUGCAUAUCAAUUAUAUGGAUAUAGUUGUAUAUUAUAUAUCGAAUCUACUGAAAAAACUUUUAUAAAUAUUGAUUUCACAUCAAAAGGAGCUGUAUUGAAUUCACAAAUGUUUAAUGUGAGUCAAUUAAAUAAUAAUAAUCAAUUAUAUGAUGUUAGAAAUCUUUGGAAAGGUGGAGAAUGUUUUGUUAUUACUGAACAACUAGACCAAAAUGUACGUGGAUAUGUGUAUAGUAACGACGGAAUAUACAAUAAUACUUGGAAUUUACCCGAUACUUAUACUUAUACUAGUAAAAUUUUUGGAAUAUUUCCUGAUAAUACAGUUUGGGCUAUUGCUACUGGUAGCUCCAUUGCUGCAAAUCAAUGGAUUACUGUUUAUUCAACUGCUUUGACAACAUAUUCAACAGUUCAAGGAGAUACAGGAUAUGGCUCAUAUUCAAUAUUAUCAACAGUACCAGAAAGAAAUGCAGUAAUAAAACCGGGUCUUGAUCAAAUUACGAUAGCAUAUGUAAUGAGCAACAUUGAACCAUCAACAGGUUAUAUAACAAUUAGUCAAAAGAAUCCAAAUGGAAUAGGUAACGAUUUCGUUAGAACCAAAAUACCCGCAAGUUCAUCUCCAUCCGGAACCACAAAUAAUGCAAAUAACGUUACUAUAAAUGGAUCAUUAGUGACUGUUAAGUUAGAAGAUUAUAUUUUUGAUAGAGGAAAUGCUACAUAUGUUGUUAAAAUUGAUGAUGAUUUUGUUGAAGUUAAUGGACAGAAUUUAAUUGGUGGCUCUUGGCAAGUUUCAACAGAACCUGGUAGUGGAAAGAAUGAACCAGGUAUCAUCAUUCUAUUAACUCCAGAUGGAACAAAAAAUUAUUUAGAAAUUAAGAAGAAAGAUGAUGUAAAGACAUAUGUUAAUGGAUUGUCUGAUGAAAUUUCAAGGGCACUUGCGAUUGAAAAAGGGCGUAUUUUUAUACCGUAUGAGAGAUAUCAAUAUAAUAGAAACACACGUGAAGAUCAAAUUUUGUUACGCGUAGACGUUAAAGACACCAACAUGCCAGAUCAACCAAGUUCGAAUGCAUUAAGAAAUAGUUUAGAUAAAGCUGUUUUAUCCAAAGGUACUUCAUCAAUACCAAUAGGACCGUAUACAGAAAGUUUAGAUUCAACUUAUGGAUCUCCAGAAUCUCCUCACUUAUGGCAAAGAUAUAGAUACAUAUUAAUUGGAGUAAUAAUUGGAUUAUUUUUAUUAAUAUUAUUUGCCUUAAUUGCGAGAAAGAAGUUCCAAGGGGGAAGAAAUUUCUUUACAAUUGUUGUGUUUCCGCUUAUUUUAGUAGAUUUUGUAUUAGAUAUUAUAGUAUUAGCAGUUCAUGGAAGAGAUCUAAAAUGGUUCUUCAUUUGCGGUUGGGUGUUCUUUUUAGUACCAAUUCUUUUCAAUAUAAUAAUAUCAUGGUUCCUUAUUGAUUAUCAAUUAAAUCAUUCAAAACCUACUGAACAUUGGUGGAAGGAAAAUCCAAGGACCGCAUUAGGAUUUACACUCUUAUCAUGUAUAGAUUUAGAAGCGUUAAACGUUGUAUCAUCAAGAUGUGCAGGUUAUAAUGCAUUGAAUGCAAGAUUUACAGAAAAAGGAAGAAAAAGAGUUUUAAUAUCCAUUUUAUUUAUAACAUUUAUUGAAGAUGUACCACAAUUAAUAAUUUAUGCGUUAUAUCAAAAAUAUAUAGUUAUAACAGAAAUUAUACCAAUAUUAGUGUUAUCAUCAUCAUGCAUAAUAUUAUUAUUUAAAAUAAUUUCAUUUAUUUAUUUAAUGUUCAUUUAUAAACCUCAUAGAACUUUAACAAGUACGGUGGACAAAAUUGAUGAUACAAAUAGUGAUACAGCUAGUGUAGAAACAGGUGGAGGUGGAGCACCUACAUCUGAAACUACAGCAAGACGUCAAGCCGGAGUAACAGAACUUGGUAAUAUUGGUAGAUCAAGUGAAACUCGUACUGAUGAUGAUAAUAACGAUAACGAAAUAAAGGCAGAAAAGGCAGGACUUACUAAAGGAGGAUUUUUAGCUGGUGAUAUUUAUGGAGAAAAAUCUCAAACUAGUAAACAAACUACUGAAGAAAAAAUUGUUGAAGAAGAUUCUAGUGAAGAAGAAACUUUUGAAGAAAAAGAAAUUAAAUAUACUGAAGAACAACAAGAAACUGGAGAACAAGAAGAAACUACCACAACUACCACCACAUAUAUUACAGAAGAUGUAAGUGGUGAUACUACAGAAAUAAAUCCUAAUACUGGAAUUUCUUCAUCACAAUCUGAAGUCACGGAAACUGUAACAACCGAAGAUGGAGAUACCACCACUACUAUUACUAAAACUUUUUAUGAGUGAUGGUGAAAAGAAGACUUUACGUUUCUCAUCUUUUUUAGAGUAGUAGUUCAGAUAGAGAUUGAAUCAAGAAUGGUGAAUCACUUUAUAUAUAUAUAUAUAUUAAAAAGUAAAAAAUAAUUAUUAGAAUCAUUAGAAAGUUUAAUAUAGUGUUGGUAGAGGGUUAAAUAAUGUACCUUAUGUUGUAAUUUUUUUUUUCUUUUUUAUAUAGCGUGUGUGUGUUAUUUAAAUAAUUCCAUUAAAAAAAACAUUAAU
Molecule: messenger RNA, 3249 nt
Organism: Rhizophagus irregularis DAOM 181602=DAOM 197198
Lineage: Eukaryota; Fungi; Glomeromycota; Glomeromycetes; Glomerales; Glomeraceae
Source: RefSeq, a predicted model, not a curated record